AUGGAAUCGUCAGGUAAAUCAUCCGCUAACCCAAAUUUGCUCGCUGAGACGCUCACAACUAUGCAAGCCCAACUCCAAACUCAGACUGAGAUUUCUCAGCAGGUUAUGGAGGACAAUAAAAACCAGUCGGCGUUGCUGAAGCAACAGAGGGAGAUGUCGCAGGCGUUGCUGGAAGAGAAUAAGCGGCUGCGCGCGGCGCAGGGGGAUCAGCCUAGAUUCGUGGCUGUGGGUGAAAAACCGCUAAAUAGCGUAAAACUUAUGAGUGACUUGCUGCGUCAGUUACCCAAGUACCAUUUUGAUGUGUCGGAACCAGAUUCCUUCACGAAGUGGUGGGCUCGGCACAAGCUCACAUUUACCGAAGAUGGAGCUGAGCUCUCAAAUCGCGAAAGAAAUCGCAUGUUGGUAGCUCGUCUCGAGGAAUCGACGUUUCAACGAUUUGUAGAUUCACAACGUGAUGUUGAGGAUAUCUAUAGCGUUCCUGUCGAAGACACUAUCAAAGCUCUUAGCAAGUCUUUCGGUUCUCAGCGUAGUCUGAUGAUUAGACGCCAGAGUUGUCUCCUUAUCAGUCGAGCCUCUGGAGCGUCUAUGGAUCCGCUCGAGUAUACGAACCUCGUUGGUGAGGCAGUUCUCGAUGCAAAACUCUCGAAUAUGUCGACAGAUGAUUGGUCGAUCUUUAUCUUCUUACGUGGAAUGGAUGCGCCGGAGGACGCCCUAGCAAAGCGUUAUUUGAUGCAAUAUUACGAACAGUUUGAGAGAAAAGAUGAAAAACUCAAGUUAUCCGACGUCCAUGACGAAUGGAUCCGUUACAUCCAAACGCAGCAGCAAUCCAAAGUCAUCACAGUAACUCCCGCCAGACAUCCGAAAUUCGAAGUAAACCAAGUUGAUGCAGAUGACAAGAAGAAGGAUUCGAGAAAAGGAAACUACAGACCUCCGUAUUGUUACAAGUGUAAAGUAGUCGGGCACGUUUCAAAAGACUGUCCUCAGAGUUCCACCAAUUCAGGUGUGACCAAUCGUAAGACUGAGCAUUCUGAAGUGAAUACGCUCGAGGUUGGGUCUGGAAGACAGACAUCGCCUAGUCUCCGGUUGAACGUGGAAGGACAACAGAUCGAUUUCACUUUUGAUACAGGCAGUGACAUCACCCUUAUCAGUGUCCAGAACUGGCAAAAGAUCGGGAAACCGCAUCUCGAAAAGGUCCACCACAAAAUUUGCUGUGCCAAUGGUACUGAAAUCGCUGUCAAAGGUAGAGUGCUCGUAUGGUUCAAAGUCAAAGGUGUCGAAUACACUGAGUAUGUGUACGUCUGGAACAGAAACAAUAAUCUGCUAGGCACCAGUUGGAUGCGCCACUCGCCUCAAAUGCGUGAUGCUCUGGCCGUAAUGGUUAAUCAUAUAUCCACUGUGGAUAAUUCGAAGCAAAAUUCGCACUCGUUCUCAAGGAUUCCUACUGGAUACAAAGAUCGUGCUGAAAAUGUUGGGAGACAUGUUGUUGCAUCUGCGCCGCGUAGUAGUAAGCGCCAGUAUGUAAGAUUUGCGCGCAAUAAAGCGUUUCAGAUUGGGCAAUUGUGCCUUGCUCGGGUUCAAGGAGAGCACGAUUUUGGCUGGAUUUAUGGAGUGGUUCAAAGACAAGUGAACGGAGUACUCUAUGAAGUACAGUUGGGAUCGAGAAUUCAAAGGAUUCACACGAACCAACUCCGUCACAUUUGCGGUCGCCGGAGCCGUGGGAAUGACUAUGCUUCAUCAUUCAUCGAAAAUCCGUGUAAAUUGUCGCUCUUGGAAAACAUUCCGCGCUCUAGUUGCCGCCAAAAAUUUGUCGCUCAAGGUGUCCGUGGGGAGGGGAGGGAAGCUAAUCCAGUUUUAGUUUCAGAUUCUUCUGUUUUUGGUUUUAGUGCUCCAGAUUUGUCAGCUUGUGAGUCUGUUGGUUCUCGAUCUGCUCGUGAAGUCGUCUCGUCGGUUGCCGGCAAUGCUCGGAAUGCUUCUGGUGCAAAUAUAACUACGAUUCAUGUCACGGAGAGCAAGAGUUCGUUGAAGAAAAGCCACAGAAGACGUCGCCGUGUGGCUAAGAGUCGCCAAUCAUAUACUGCUGGAAGUUCGCCAAUCAAAGAAACCCAUCUGGACCCCCUGCUGGAAUCCGAUGUUGCGAGUGACGGCGAGCGUUUCCAACCCGGCAUCCUCCUGCGUCAUUCUCUUCGACAGAGCCACCCACGACAAGUUGUGCGAGGAUCAGCCCCAAACACUGAUCAUGUCUCCACUCGGCGCAGAGGUCGAGAUACCGCCUCUGGUCGUGAUGCCCCUAGCCCAGGCAUAAUUUCUGGCUUUUUGUCAUAUAAGAGGGGAGAUGUUGUGGACGGAACGUAA
Messenger RNA from Caenorhabditis elegans, 2352 nucleotides. RefSeq names its product CCHC-type domain-containing protein (gene K02F6.1). The transcript has a single exon. The record is from RefSeq and is marked reviewed. The coding region runs from base 1 to 2352 and encodes 783 amino acids. Gene Ontology annotation, biological process: proteolysis. NCBI's taxonomy places the organism in Eukaryota, Metazoa, Nematoda, Chromadorea, Rhabditida, Rhabditidae. Gene Ontology annotation, molecular function: zinc ion binding; enzyme binding; nucleic acid binding.